AUGUCUGACUCCAGACUGAUGGAUGUGGAACCUGGUGGCGAGAGCACCCAGUACGAGUCGAUAGUCGAGUUUACGAAACCUCCUCCGAAGCAGACAGGUCAGCUAGGUGAAGGCGCAUCGCAUAACAAAAGUCACACUGUCGCAGGUGUAGGCGAUCCUAUUACUAAGGACGAUGAAUAUACCCUAGCACAGAAGUUAGGAAGAGGGGCCUGUGAGCCCAGCAAAGAAGAUCUUGAUCUUGACGCGGCAGCCGACGCUGCGGCUGUACGGGCCAGGAGACAACAGGGGUAUGGGCCUGAUCCAAAUGUCGGUACUUAG
This is a messenger RNA of Penicillium taxi, 318 nucleotides long. RefSeq lists its product as uncharacterized. Lineage: Eukaryota; Fungi; Ascomycota; Eurotiomycetes; Eurotiales; Aspergillaceae. Bases 1 to 318 code for a protein of 105 amino acids. The transcript is spliced from 4 exons. The record is from RefSeq and is a predicted model, not a curated record.